CACGUGACUCAGCUCCCGCCGCCAUAUUGCGUUAGUGCGAUGGUGAGAGCGUUUUGCCGUCACUAAUAUUUAAUUAUUAAAAAUUAUCUUUUACAAUUAAAUAGUGGAGCGUACAUGUGAAAUUUACCUCAAAACGUAUUAAAAGACAUUUUAAUUCAUCUCGCUUCAUCACAUAUUGUUUGUAAACGGUCAGUUCAAAGAAGAAAAUUGUUCUGGGUUUCCACCAUUGAAGUAACCAAGUGGUGAACGAGUAUCAGGAAAGGUCCUAAGAAGCGUACCGAAGGCUGUGCUAGGUACUGUCACAUGGAAUGUAGCUUUAGCUCAAUAUGAAUGGAGAAGUGAAUGGAACCAUGGAAGAGCCUAUGGAGAUAGCUCCUGCUUCACCUGUGAACCCACUACACUGUAAUAAAAUUACCUCUGAAGACUGUAAACUUGAGAAUAAAUUGGAGGAUAGUGAGAGUACAGAAAUUAAUAAUCAUUUAGAAAAUAAUGAGAAGGAGCCUGAAGAUAAGGAGGUCUCAGUGCCCAAAGAUGGGGACAACCAUCAUAAGGAUAAAAGUCUGGAACAAACUUCAGAUUUAGCACCUACUAAGGAAACUAGUAAUAGUGUUAUUGAAAAUCCUUUGCAAAAUAAUUGUAGCAAUAGUAAUGAAUCAUAUCCAGAGUCCUUAAAUAGUAAUCAGGAUAAGACUAUAUUUGUAGAGCAGAAGAUAAUAAGUUGCGAAGAUGAGAAGAGCAAAGACGGGGAGGCAGAAAACAAUUGCAGUGCAGCUGUGACCAUCAAUGAUGAGGAAUCUGACGAAGAGAUUGACUCUGAAGAAGAUUCAUCUGAAGAAGGAUCAGAGUUGUCUGCCGUGCCAAGAGCUGAGGACACUGUCAGUAUUAAUUCAGACUCCGAGCCCGAUCGCGGCGAUGACACGUCACAAGAGAGUCAAAGAAAUAACAGCAGCGAAAUAAUCAUCUUAGAAAACGACAAUGGACCUGACAACCAGAAUGGCAACUCCCGCGAUUCCGCAACCGCUGAGAUUCACGAGAUUAUAAGUGAUAAUGAUAAUGACGAUUGUGUCAUGACUAAUGAUGAAAAGUCCAGUUCAAGUGUUAGUGAGAAUAGAGUACAGCUGCGACGCAGCAAUAGAGCAAUUAAAAGAAAAAUUUACAUUGACGAGGAAAUGGAAAAUGGGGGUGACGGAUCUGAUAUUGAAGAGGUAGCGAUGGAAGAUCCAUUAACUCGUAAAUCCAAGCCUAUAGUCGUAAACGAUACUAAGGCCUUAGUUGCGAUGGCAGCGAAGCAAUCUAAGAUGACUAUUAAUAAUCAGAAAAAGGAACCCACAGUUGUUAUUAUAGACACCAAUUCAAUUAUUUCUGGUAAGAGUUCGACGCCAGCGCCCCCGAAGUCGUCCGUAACGUCUAUGACGGCCGAGAAUUUAUAUCAAAGUAUUGUAGCCCGUGGCACGACCGUUACCCCAGUGAGUAGUAAAACGGCUAGCAGCAAUAACACUGCUACUUCCCAAAAUGCAACUCAGACUGCGCAACCGAACAUACUGCCUUCUUUAACUGACGACAUGUUCGUCGUAGAAGCACCCUCGUUUAUCGUACCUUACGUGUAUGAAAAACCUUCCAUAAAGCCAUUUAGAGAAUUUGUAGACAUAUUAGGUAAAGAAUUAGAAGAACAAAGAGCCAAAGAAGAACAAGAAAGAGUAGAAAAAGAAAAACUGGAGAAAGAGAAACGAGAGCAAGAGAAAAAAGAAAAACGGGAGCGAGGUGAAGAAGUGGAAGACUCCGAGGAAGAACAGGAGAAGGAACAGGACACCGCCAAGGAUGACGCUGACGAAGACGAAAAGAAAAAGAAAAAGGCAGAGAAAAAAGAAAGGAGACGUCGUAAAAAUGAAGAAGAAGAUGAUGUAUCAUGGGAUGGUGAAAGUUCCACAGAUUCAGAAGAUGAUAUUAAUAGUGACGAAGAAGAUAAAACUGUUGUUAUUAAGGAUAAAGCUGAUUCUAUAGAGGAAAUUAAAGACGUAACAGAACUAAUUACAGAUAAGGUUACCACUGGAAAAUCAGACAAUUAUUUUGAUUGUUCGCUUGGGAAGUUCUUCAUAAAUAUUGGACUGAACUUUGUGCAGGAAUAUGUACAAAAUGAUUUAUUGAAACAGCAAAACCGAAAACUUUACAGGGAAAAGAAAGCCGGUCACAGCACGAAAGCGACCGAGUCUUCUAUAGCAUCCCUCAUGAAAAAUCUGGAGUUUAGUAAAGAAAACAAUGCACCUUACCGAUAUCCUCAAAUUAAAUGUGAAUUUUGUAGUUUCAAAACUGAAUCCAUGUUAGUAAUGGCUCAUCACCUGGAAACGCCUCAUAUGAAAAAUAACGUGUAUAAAUGUAAUUUCUGUGCAUUUGAAAUUCGAAGUCCUCAUGAUAUUCUUUACCACAUGGAAGCGGAGCAUAAUACACGGGGGAAGUUAGAGCGAGCGCCAGCUUACCACCAGUGCGCGAACUGCCCCUUCGAGGACAACGGGAAAGGCAAGCUCGCCCGGCAUCUCAUCCCGUGUGCUAAGAAAUUCAAGCCAGAAAUAAAUCUGGCGCCACCCGUUGAGUGGGAACCUCCAGCCAAAAUACCAAAGAUAACAAGAGCACGGAAUAACAUGUUGGGAUCGUAUCAAGGUGGUUUCGGUCGACCGCAGCUCGGAAACAACAUGGUCCGCGCGCCGAACAUGGCGAACGUGAUGGGCGCGGGUGCGGCGUUCCGGGCGCGGGGUCGCGCGCCCCUACCCGCGCAGCCACGCCCAGCUAUGCUCGGUUCUACCAUGAUUCGAGGCGUCAUGGUGCGGCAACCUACGCCCGCUCUGAAUAACAACAAGAACGCCAUGGUGGGCAAGUCGAUGCACCAGCCAUCGAUCUCAAUCACGCCGCUGCCGCGGCAGCCGCAGCCAGCGCCCGCCCCCGCGCACACCAAGAGCACGUUCGUCAUCUGCGAGAUCUGCGACGGCUACAUCAAGGACCUCGAGCAGCUCCGCAACCACAUGCAGUGGAUACACAAAGUCAAAAUACACCCCAAAAUGAUAUACAAUAGGCCGCCGCUCAAUUGCCAAAAGUGUCAAUUCAGAUUUUUCACUGAUCAAGGGCUAGAACGGCAUCUGCUGGGGUCGCACGGCCUCGUGACGAGCUCCAUGCAGGAGGCAGCCAACAAGGGCAAGGACGCCGGCCGGUGUCCUGUCUGUGGCAGGGUAUAUCAGUGGAAGUUGCUCAACCAUGUAGCUAGAGAUCAUAAUCUGACGCUUAAGCCGGCGCAUCUAUCAUACAAGUGCACAGUAUGCACAGCUACCUUUGGAAUGUACAAACAGUUCGAGAACCACGUGUACUCGGCGCAUAGCGUGGUGGCCAAGCGCGUGAUGGACAAGAGCAAGUCGACCGCGCCCGCCGCCAAGCCCAACGACUCGCUGCUCAAGCCGCUCAAGAUCAACGACGAGAUAACCAUCAUACCGCAGCCGGUCAAGGCCUCCACCCCCACGCCGGCGAAGGAUAAAUAAUGAGGCUCGGCCGGGGACGCCGCCAGCUUGCCGUCGCCUCUCGCCACGCGCCACCGCGUCGUCUGCACUCGACGCCCAACAGUCAACCAUUAGUAUACAUUCCAAUUACAACCUACAAAAAACUAUCUAGAAAUGUCACUUAAAACAAUAAUAUCACUGAUACCUAAAAGCAAUAAAUUAAGAGCAUAUCUCGAGAUGUAAUUUGAACUUUUUGCUUUUUAGGAGUCGAAGUUCCUGCGACUUAUAGCAAUGUGUAUGUAUGUGUUACUGUAUUUGGUACUGAGGAAAUUUGCACUGCCUAGGCUAAUUGAGCCAGUGAUAUGUUGAACGACUGUUAUACAAUCCGUUUGACAGACUAAGAUUUCUUGGCUUAAUGUUAGUUGUGCUGCACUGCCGCAGACAAAAGCGCAGUUUUAGUGACUAAACUGCACGUUAGUGAUUAAAGGUUUUAACGUGGCAUUAGUGAGCCUUUGACAAAUUGGAAUGUAUACUAAACACUUAGAGCAUUUUUCAAUGUAGGCUCUAAAUACCUCAGGAUUUUUAUCGUCGAAAAUAAUAGAUUUAAAAUAUAUCUUUUGUUACAACAUCGUGUUCUAUAGUUUGAAAUAAAGGUUCUGAAUAUAAUUUACAUAUAUAUACAUUUGUGAGGGGCUGUGUUAUAUGCCUCGUUUUUGUAUAAUUCAUCUAUAAAGUUAGGUAAACGAUUUAUCUGAUAUUAGAAUCUUAAUGCACCGAAAUUAACGAAUUUACGGUUUAGUUGCCGCAGCUGUAAAGGGAUCACCCUACCGAGCAAAUAAUAGUUUAAAAAUGAAAGUUGUUUUGCGGGUCAACAGCUUCGUAUUGUGACACAGCUCACUCUCUGCAGGCCACGUAGCGUUGCAACUUACAGAAACGUCCUCGAAAGGCUGCGAUGAGGCUGGUCUUCUAAAGUUGGUGUUAAGGAUGCCGGUGCAUCUGAUCGUCAAACAACGAACUGCAACAUGUUGAUUUUAAAUCAAUAGCAUCUUGGACCCACAGUUUGGUUUCCACAAUAAUUAUUGUUUUUUUUAAAUGUUAAUAGAGCUUUAUAAGACCAGUCCGCAGUUUUAAUGUCGGUAUCUAUAUGUACAUACAUAGUAAAAAAAAAAAUAAGUGUCUCAUUUUAAUGAGAUGUCAUUUGUCUAGUUUUAUAUGCAGUGUUACCGAUUUAUAACGAUUUUAGAAUUCACGGAUCUUUAGGGGAGAAAUACAGGAAGACUUCAUAGACGAAAUACAAAACACUUUGUUCUGGCACCACAAAUACACCUUCAUUGUAAACAUUGGAUAAUGGUAAUUUUACCUAAAGAAUUCAGGGUUUGACUUACUGUUAAAUUUAUGACCUCGACCUUUAGUUAAAUAUUUAAAUUGUUAACUCCAACAAAUUUACUACGUCCAAACAGUUUUCGAACAUAAGUAACAAUGACUUUAUUGGACUUGUGUACGAAAUGUCGUGUACGAAAACUGCACUAAUCCGGUCUAAUCCCAAUAAAGCCUAUUAUCGCCACAGGUUUACACCCGGACCGGAGGCGACCGGUAAAGCGCUAAGAUAUGAAAGAUAGUUUUAAUUAUUUUAACAGCGUGCGAUUAGUCGAAGUCCAAAUAUUAAAAAAAGUUUUGUAUUACGUCCGGAAGUUACUGUAUAAAUCUCAAAUAUAAUUAAAAGCACUGGGCACGCUAAACGAUUAAUCUUGGCUGGCUACAGGAGCUCGAUUUAUAUCUUUGCAAAAAUGCCUUAAGAUAUCGUCUAGCUAUUGGAACAUACAUGGAGUCUAAACGGACAAGAUAUUACCGUGUUUCCGUUAUUUCUAUAUAGUUAUUUCCCUUGCUCUGACUGGCCGCAAAAUGUCAUAAGCUUUUUCAUAAGCCCUUCUUACGUAGGUAUACGUUUGAACUAAAGGCCAUGUCACUUGAUAAUUAUUAGAAUACAUUUAAAAAUUGAAGACAAACGUCAUGGGAGAAAUUUAGUACACAGAAAAUUCAACGGUUUUAAGUUAAAAAUUUAAAGGAGGUUUUUCUUAGUGGAAUUAAAAAAAAUGGUGGUGGUGGUCAUACGUGUUUUCGACUUCGUACCGUUCCUGAUAUACGAUUUCAUUGGAAAGGCUUAUACAGAUAGGGAUAUAUAUGUUAUUUUAAAACAUAUACAUUUAUACAGAUACAAAUACAUCAUAUUGCCGACUUGUAGCGGGCUUGAAAUGUUUUGAGCUGAUUUGGCGCCGUAGCCAUGAUAACGAUCGUUUAUAACCAAAUGCCAAUAGAAAAAUAAAAAUUCAAGAGAAUGACAGAUGCGAUCGAAACGUAACGUGAUAAUUUCCAUAAAUUCAUUGACAUAUAUCUAAGGACGGAUCUUACGGGCAAUAUGAAUGGGGCCAGUGCAGCGGUGUCACUCUUGGUUGAUGAGUACGCAUCACGCGCGCGUUUGGUCGCAAAUAGUUGCGUUAGACUGCACGAUUGGCUCGAAUACUGAACUAGCACCAUUCUUAGUGCCCGUAUGGCCCGUCCUUUUUAGAUAUAGAUGCAUAAAUUAGGUAUUAGUUUCGAAUCGCGUUUUUUAUAAGCAAUUGUCAUCUGGCUAGGCCCCCUGACAUGUUGAAGAUUGCAAUAGUUUUGCGAAUAGUAAUAAGUAAUACGCAACUUCUCUAAUAACAUUUCUUGUGCAUCUCGGGCGUGCUUGUAUUUUUACAAUUUGGGUUGAACGGAGAAUCAAUGGCUAAAAUGACACCCAGUGAUCGAAGAUGUAUACUUAUUGUAACUGGCGAUUACCAUUGUUGCAGUUCUAGAAGAUACGAACCAAAUAACUGUUUCAAAUAUAAAAUAUUUACGUUGAAUAAAUCAUUAAGUAGUAUAAUUAAACAAACCAUUUCCUUGAUGAGGAUGGUAUCUAAUAUUUUAGCAUUACCAGUAUCCGUCUGUUUUGUUUUCUAUCCAAGUUCACAUAUUAUUAACUAAAACGGGACUAAAUUGUGUGCUCAAAAACUACUUAUCACCUGCAGCACAUGAUUCACGAACGUCUAUAAGGGAAAUGCAUUUACCUACAUAUCUCAUUUCUAUAUUUCAUACCGAGAUAGAUGAUAUUCAAAUGAUAAUUUCCCCGGUAGCCACCUUUCUCGUAGUCUUUUCGGGAGCGCGGGCACAAUGUGGCCAAAAGUGGGAUGUAACUUGUAUUUAUUUACGCGAAUAAAUCCCGUUUUAGUUACUAAGGAUAUGUAUGUAUGUUUAGUGGUUUGUAAAUUGUAUACGAACGACAUACUUAUAUGUUCUCAUUUCAAGAAUAUGACAACAUACUCUAAAGUGUCUACUUAACAAGACUUGACCCACGUUACGUUACACACGACUAUUUAAGUUUACUUGAAGUGCCUUCUAUAUCUUAAAUCAUUCUUUUAAAUAGUAUCUUUGGAAGACAACCACAUUUUGCUGCGGAUGAAAAGUGUUCUAUUAAUAGUGCCUAUUCACUUUGUAGUUUGAACUGUUCUGCAUCGCUCAUCUUAAUUGAUUAAGGGAAGACAUGCCACACGAAUAUUCAGGUAAAUGCCGACCUGUUUUAAUUUCGAGUGCCGACAUGUAAAUUUUGCUUGUCGUAUUUUCUAGCUCUAAUUAAUACCAGUUUCCUAAGAUAGGGGUGCCGAUUUCAAGGUAAUCAUACAGUAAUGCAAUAACCAGUAAGUGGUAAGUAGGUAUGUUAGGUACUACUGACUGAUGUUUCCUUGGUUGUAGAUAGAGAUGUGAUUUCAACAGACAAUUAGCUGCAUGCAUGAAUAUUUUUUAAUUUUUUAAAUCAUUAUUUAUAUCGGUUAACACCGAAAAACAAUAAAAAUACUUUUAUAAAUCUUCACAUUAUUUUAUUAAAAAAUAUUUAAAAUGUUGAAACGGACACAACUGACGUUUGUUACUAAUAUUGCUCGUGUAUUUCAGCUACUCGACACUAAUGAUUCGUUUUAUUAUUUUUAAAUACUAUGAAUGAACCUGAAAACCGUUCUAUAGGCAUUAUCUAUUGCCAAAGCAUACAAAAAAUUAGAAGUGCAGCUCACAAUGUACAAUAGCACUCAAUAUUUUUUUCAAUAAAAAUAAAAUCGAACAAGAGUAAACCAAUUUUGUUUGUAGAUAUCAAUCGAUCUGGUGGCAAAAUACUUUUUACCUUUUGGGCUGGACCAUAAGCUUCGGAGGUAAGCAGUAGGUAUGAAGUCUGAUAUCACUUAUAUUCAUUAAUUUAAUGUAAAGUUUUUGAUUUAACUAAGUAUUUACGAAUUUAUACACAAUAUUGAACAGCAUAUUUAGUCAAACCUUUGCACAAAACUUUUUAAAUUGUAUAGCAUAGACAAUUUGCCAGUUCUUAAGGCUCGUCUAGACGGGAUUAUCAAAUUUACCAAUUUGAUCAGAAAAUUAAUUGGCAUCAAUCUCAUCUAUUAGUGUUUACACAAUUUUAAUCACCAAUUUUAGAUUUACGAUAACACUCAAGUGCUCAAAUUUUUAAAAAUGUCCCCAAGCACGCAUACUAAUGCGUUGUAGGAGACCUAAAUGUCGAAAUCAAUAUGAUAUUCUGGCCCAACCAAAAUUUAAAAAUUGUAGGCAGGAGUUGACUUGUGGUUGAAGAUUUUUUAUUGAUCUCAAAAGAAAUAUACAUUUUACUUAAUGAGAUACAGACAUGCAUUAAUGAAUUCUAUGUUAAUUUGCGCCCCUGAGCGACAAUUUGAUUAUAUUUACAAUUACAAUUUUAAUUUUAUUACACUAAGUAAACUUCCCAUAGAAAAUUUGAAUUUCUUGCAUUUUUCUACUAACAAGUUGGGUGUGGUUAAAUAUAUUUUCAAUGUUUAAUUUAAAUUUAAAAGAUCUUUUAAAAUGACAAUUUAUUUGGCUGAUUAGCUCUGAAGUUGGCACUGUUGGUGAGUCUUUGUCUAUUGGCGGGAAUGCAAAAUUAAAAGCGAAGCGUAUGAUAUUGGGAGGAGAGGAAAACACUUGGAUGUAUUGUUUCGGAAUUGUAAUAUACUGGUGAUAGACAUCUACCAUAAUACAUGCAUCGACAAACCUAUAAUAAUGCAAAAACAUCCGUAAUUUCGUGUUACUAACUGCAAACUAGUGUGUAGCGAAAAAACUUUUGAUCGACGUGUUGUAUGUAAGUACGUGCAAGUUUAAAUAAUAACAGUAUUGAAACUCAACCAAGUGUUUAUCUAGAAGUAGUCGACAAUAACCGAUGUUUGAGAAUAACUAUUUUUAAUUAAUCAAACGCGACUAAAAUACAUUUUUGUUUCAAAAUCAGUGCGACGUAGAACAAAACAACAAAUCUGACUGAACUGUGACGUCACGUGACGUUUCGACCAAUUGCAUUGCGUUUCGCUCAUUAGCAUUUCGCGCGCAAUUUGUGUGAUUUUUAUUUAUUAUUUUAAGCAAUUAAAUGAUAAUUUUAUAACUGAAAUGCAUUUGUAACAUCCUAUAACGAUAAUAAUCAUUCGAAUAAAAAUUAUUUGGUUCAAAUUUAAAUUUCAUGCAUGAGGCUUUCAGGCUUGUUGCAAGCUGUUGGAGCAGCGACCCCACGUACCCGAGUGCUCCUGUGGAGUUAUGUUACUCACAAGAAGGGGGGGGGGGGCAGGAUUCUCUGCCUCUGGCUUGCUUAUAAGCUUCAGGGAUGGAAGUGAAAGAUGCAUAAGACGCGAGUUGGCACAAUGGCUGUUAAUAGCCACUGGGGGCACUGGGUAAAAAGCGGCGCACGCCUCGACACUCUUGAGCCGAUCACACCUGUUUUGUUCUUGAGCCGUCCUAGGUGUCGCUUAUUGUGGUGGCCCAGCUUGUGAGGCUGAGUAACCGUCUGCCGGAAAUAAAAUUGCAUACCGUUUUAUUAGGCAGGCGUCAGGUUUUUAUCCCAUAGUCCAGUACUUAGUCGAUCGCUUUCACUCGAUAACCUAGUUCAUUUUAGAUUCUAUUAACUUUCAAUAGUCCUUUUACCCUGGCGGGUGCUGCUUUUGCGUUCGUCUCAUGACACGGGCAAGGCAACAUCCGCUCGCUGUCGGCUUCGGCUCGGCUGUACGUGUUGGCUUCGGCUCGGUGCACGGUGAUGGGAGAGACAUAAAAGUUAUACUCUUUUUCUUCUUCGUUGCCGCAUCACUCCGGUCGCGACCACAUAAGAUCGUUAUUAUGUGCACCAAGGCUCCAUUCUGCACGAUUUUCCACCUUCCUAAUAAUAGGCGCCUGUAUAGAUUCCUGGCAGGCCUUCUUUACUAUGUCCACCCAGCGGUUUGGUGGAUAUCCACUACCCCGUCCUCUAUCCACCAUGCCAAACAUAAUGCGCUUUUCGAAAUUGUCCGGAUUCCGUCUGGCUACAUGUCCAAAGUAACUAAUGAUCCGCUGGAGACAAAUAUAACAUAACAACCGGCACUGGUUUUUUAAUUCCGUCCGCAGUGAUCAGUAAACCCCGUAGUCAGCAAUAAACUUUUUGCGUCUCUCCACUCACUGAGGCGUCUUCAAAAUUUCCUUCCUCUUCAAACCAAAAUAACUCUCGCUUGUUCGGUGUCAUCAAUUCGUACCUUCGAAGUGCCGUCAAGAUACAGGUUUUGUAUGAGGAAGAUUAGGUGGUCCGGUAUACCCAUAUCUCUCAUAACUUCGAACAUUUUUACCCAACUAAUGCAAUCAAAGGCUUUAGCAUAAUCUAUGAAGCAUAGAGCCAUUGGCACAUUGAACUCUCUGGCCUUUUCAAUCAACUGCCUUAAGUUCAAUAUCUGCUCUCUUGUGCCCCCACCUCUAACAAAGUCUGCCUGCUCCUUUGCAAUCUACACGCUGAUGAAUCUUUCCAGUCUUUCUAACCUUACUCGCAUGUGAUGUGAGAGAAAUUGUGCGGUAGUUCCCGCAUUUCCUGGUAGAGCCUUUCUUGUGUAGUGGAACGACAACGGAGUCCAUCCAGUCCUCCGGCCAUUGACCAGUUCUCCAAACAUUAUACUCUACUUGAGGGUAAAAAUAAAUGAUCUAUUGUCACUUCUUGAUUUUUGAGUUUUAGUGAAUUUUAAAUUUGUGUAAGAAUUCGCGCGGCAUAAAUACGACAGGCUUGGUUAAAACGUGAAGCCCAGUCUAGAAAAGAUAUAUAUGCAUCGUAAUAGCUCUUUUUGGCUUGGCCUCAAUAUUUUACCUUAACUCAGAUACCGGGAAUAUAAUUAAGAUACGAAAAAAAUGCAGCAAUAGUACAAGACGUAAACAGUUUUUUGACAAGUCUAAACGACUAAAAUCGCAAAAACAUAGGAAAUAAUAAUAUAAGCAGUAAUUUGAGUGUCAAUAGGAGAUGAGAAUAUUUUAUUACAAUAAUGCAUCAGUGUUGCCGAAUAUUCGUGGCAUCUCUAUUCAUUACAUUUUUUAUUAAACAUUUCCACCAGAUCCUUAUUAUUUCCGUUUAAACUAGCACCACGUUGUCAUAGGAGUUUUUAUAGAUCAUCCCCUUUUAAAUAUCCGUAGUAUGCCAUAAUAUUUAGGUUUUUAGAGCUCCGUACAAAACUUUGUUGUUGACGGAGCUCUUAUGGAAUCACUGUUAUUUAUAUAUGUAUAUAUAUAUAUAUAUAUUUUAUACUACGUCGGUGGCAAACAAGCAUACGGCCCGCCUGAUGGUAAGCAGUCUCCGUAGCCUAUAUACACCUGCAACUCCAGAGGAGUUACAUGCGUGUUGCCGACCCUAACCGUAUCAAUUCUCCCAUUUCUCGACAUUAUUAAAUUCUGUAUUUUAAUUAAAAAUAAAAUAAUUUAAAAAUAUAUAUAUAUAUAUAUAUAUAUAUAUAUUUGCUUAACACUGUUACACAAUAAGUAUGUACCGUAAACUCAGGUAACUUUAGUCCACAACUUUCAAAUUCAAGUUCCAGUAAAAUAUGUAUAAGUAUUUUUCAAAUUAUGUUGAGUAUGUAAUGUAGAAAAAGCAUUAGUAUAUCCAAGCUCGAAAAAGUCGAAAAUAAAUGUAAUGAGUUCCAAAUUUGUAGUACAAAUCAGAACGGCUUGUUAAUAAUCAACGUUAAAAACUGGACCACAUUUGUAUUAUAGGAUAGGAUAGGCUAUAGUUACCUGAGUUUACGGUAUGACAAAUUUGCUACUUUUAUAAAAAAAAAAAAACAAGAAUGAGAAUCUUUAUCGCUGUUCGUGUUCGUAGAUUAAUUUACCCCGCAUAUUAUUAUUAUGCAUCUAAAUUCUCUUUAGGUGAAAAUUAGGACCCUCGAGUACAAUGGGAAAACUCUUAAGUAAAUCGGCAAUUUCCAUUAAACAACACAUAGAAUUUGUGUUUGCCUGAUAUAAUCCCCCUUAUCUUAUAUAAAUAGAAUAUCAGCCUAAUCCAAUGUUUGUUUUGAUAUCUCAUUGUAAUUAUUCGAUGCAUCUUUGCGUGUAGUUAUAUAUCCUGAAAUUGAACAGGUGUCAAAUAUGCCUAGAUUUUAAUCAAAUGCAUUUCCUAAUUAUUUCGUUGGUGUACCUCAGAACAGUAUAUAUAUUGCUAAUUAAGAUAAGGCAGAAGUAUGUCAGAAAUUACUUAAAAUGUAACUCCAUCAUUUUAAAUUAUGUCGAAAUAUGUUGGUAAAUAUAUGGCCCUGCCCUAUUAUGGGCUAAACUACAUUGUAAUUUUUAUACAAAUUUAUACUAGAAGAGUAAAAAACGUAUGAAGAGUCCCAAUCAUCCCAUUUCGUUCUCAUUACUUUGUAUUCCGUAUAUGAAUACGUAAUUUUACUCUUGGCAUUGCGGCUACCAGUCAGAAAUACCUCAAGUGAUUCUUCAGUGGCUUGUUUCUGAAGGUGUUUGAUUAAAGUAAUUGUUUUAACACCCAAUGUCUACGAUUUAAAUAAAUAUAAUAUACCUAGUUUAUUGUCUUCAGAUGUGUCUCGGAAAAGAUAAAGACCAUUGAUUGAGUGAUUGUGUUAAUGAUUACGCAUUCCUAAUUAUUUAACAUUACUCUGUGUAAUAUCGGAGGUGCGUGGUAAAAUAUUUAUUAUUUAUAAUAAGAUUUUUAAAUUAAUGACUAGUUCGAACGAAAGUUUAAAAAAUAAUUUAAUAAUUAAUGUCCUAUUGUGUUUUUUAAUUUUUAUGUGCGUUGCAUGUUUGACGAUUGCGAUUCGUAGAUACCCUAAUUAAUUUAGGCAAAAAUAAUUUUAGAAAACGGCAGGAAAGAUUCAGAUUUGUAACACUUUUGUUAUCUGUAAAUAUUAGGUAUCGUUUAAAUAUUUGUAAUAAAGAUACCUUACCAUAA
Cydia pomonella (codling moth) is the source of this 12729-nucleotide messenger RNA. RefSeq names its product MOG interacting and ectopic P-granules protein 1-like. Lineage: Eukaryota; Metazoa; Arthropoda; Insecta; Lepidoptera; Tortricidae. The coding region runs from base 327 to 3521 and encodes 1064 amino acids. Gene Ontology annotation, biological process: regulation of gene expression. Gene Ontology annotation, cellular component: nucleus. The transcript is spliced from 9 exons. The record is from RefSeq and is a predicted model, not a curated record.